Pediculus humanus corporis (human body louse) is the source of this 1164-nucleotide messenger RNA. RefSeq names its product sperizin, RING finger protein, putative. The transcript has 8 exons. The record is from RefSeq and is a predicted model, not a curated record. Gene Ontology annotation, molecular function: zinc ion binding. The coding region runs from base 1 to 1164 and encodes 387 amino acids. Gene Ontology annotation, cellular component: nucleoplasm; cytoplasm. NCBI's taxonomy places the organism in Eukaryota, Metazoa, Arthropoda, Insecta, Psocodea, Pediculidae.
AUGUUUGUUGUAAAAAAUAUUUUUAAGAAACUUUUUUUAUUUUUUUUAUUAAAACUUGCCAAUUGUGAUAUUCUUGUUUAUAAUUUAAACACUAGUGAAGUUGAAAUUGAGUUCAAAGAUGUACCAUCUAAAUUUGGUGAUGCUGUUCCUCCAGAAGGAAUAACUAAAUUAAUGUUUAUGAAUUUUCAUCGACAUGAACUCGGAGGCGGAAAAACAUUAUUAUGUGAUUUUAAUAUUCGUUUUGGAUUCAAUGGUUUUACAGUUUAUUCAAAUCCUCCAGAUGCAUGCGAAUACAUUGAAAAACCUCCUAAUUUGCCAAAUUACAAUGGAAAAUGGAUAGUUCUUAUCAGGAGGUAUGGAUGUGAAUUUGAGAUCAAAGUAAGAAACGCCCAGAUUGCAGGAUAUGAUGCUGCUAUUGUACAUAAUGUUAAUUCUAGUGUAUUAAAACCUAUGGCCGCUGAUAAUCCAAAUAUGAUUCGAAUACCUUCAAUAUUUAUAAGUUCGGAUGCUGGACUCUUAAUUAAAAUGAAUUAUUUAUAUGACAAUGGAUAUUACAUUUUAAUAACUGAUGAUAUUCCAUUCAAUUUCACUUCUCAGCUUUUAAUUAUUUUUUCUGUACUCAUAGGUUUUUGUUUUUUCGUCAUUUUAUUUUUUCUUAUUGUUAAAUAUUUUAAAGAUCGAAGACGACAAAGAAGAUAUUGUUUACCAAAAUCAAGUUUAAAAAAGAUAACAGUUCAUAAAUUUAAAAAAAAUGAUCCUUACGAAAUUUGUGCCAUUUGCCUUGAAGAAUACGUUGAAAAUGAUAAACUUCGAGUUUUGCCUUGUUCUCACGCUUAUCAUUCAAAAUGUAUUGAUCCGUGGUUAACUAAAAAAAGAAGAGUUUGUCCCGUUUGCAAAAGAAAAGUAUUCGCAAGCGGAGAAACGGUUGCUGAUUUUGAUUCGGAAACGGAAGAUGAAACAACUCCGUUAGUCAGAAAUACCGGAAACGGAACAACAAAUGCAGGAACUUUUGCACAUACGGGUUCAGAUUUUGGUUCGAUUUCAACUGUUCCCAGCAGCAGAACGGAUUCCCUACCUUCUUUAGCAGAUGCAUCUCGUCAAACGCGACGAACGGGUAGGAUAUUUCAUUUUUUUUUUUUUCAUUUGAAAACAAUGAAAAAUUGA